GUGAGUUGUGGGCGGAGUCGGAGGCCGGUGAUCUGUCAUGGCUGCGCGCAGUGUGUUCGUCCCCGGGUUAUUCCGCGACAAGGUGGCCAUCGUGACCGGAGGGGGCACCGGCAUCGGGAAAGCCAUAGCGGCGGAGCUGCUGCAACUGGGCUGCAGCGUGGUAAUCGCCUCUCGGAAACUCGAUCGCUUGAAAGAAGCCGCCAGGGAUCUGCUGUCCAAAAUCUCCUCGGCCAACCCGUCCGCGCUGACCACCCUGCAAUGUAACAUCCGCAGAGAGGAAGAGGUGGAGUCUCUGGUUAAAGCAACUCUGGACCAAUAUGGCCGGAUCGACUUCUUGGUGAACAAUGGCGGUGGGCAGUUCCCGUCUCCCAGUGAAGCGAUCACCUCCAAAGGAUGGAAUGCGGUAGUAGAAACCAACCUCACCGGGACCUUCUACUGCUGCAAGGCCGUGUACAACGCCUGGAUGAGGGAUCACGGUGGGGCCAUUGUGAAUAUUGUGGCAGACAUGUGGAAGGGUUUUCCCGGAAUGUCGCACACCGGAGCUGCCAGAGCCGCCGUGGACAAUCUCACCAAAAGCCUGGCCAUAGAAUGGGCUCACAGCGGCGUCCGGAUAAACUCGGUGGCUCCUGGAACAAUCUUCUCACCGACCGCUGCGCAGAAUUAUGAGUCAGGGGUGGCUAUGUUUAAGAACUACAUCCCCAAUAUUCCGGCCAAGAGACUGGGACUUCCCGAAGAGAUCUCCCCAAUGGUCUGCUUCCUCCUCUCCCCUGCGGCUUCCUUUAUCACCGGAGAGACUGUGAAGGUGGACGCCGCGCAGAGCAUAUACCAUUCACACUGGACAGUGCCAGAUCACAAUCGAUGGCCGGAGGCACCAGAAGGAGAGAACGCCGAAACUUUGAAGAAACUGUUUUCCAAUGUUUCUCCUUCCAAGCUGUGAUGCCUGCACACGCCAAUGUCUGGCUUAAUUGUCAGGCGGGGAGAAUGUACGAUUAGUAUCUAAUUUAACUUGUUAAUU
This is a messenger RNA of Nanorana parkeri, 1015 nucleotides long. RefSeq names its product peroxisomal trans-2-enoyl-CoA reductase (gene PECR). NCBI's taxonomy places the organism in Eukaryota, Metazoa, Chordata, Amphibia, Anura, Dicroglossidae. Gene Ontology annotation, biological process: phytol metabolic process. Bases 38 to 937 code for a protein of 299 amino acids. Gene Ontology annotation, molecular function: trans-2-enoyl-CoA reductase (NADPH) activity. The transcript is spliced from 8 exons. Gene Ontology annotation, cellular component: peroxisome. The record is from RefSeq and is a predicted model, not a curated record.